AUGGUGUGGAAUGAAGAGAAAGAUGUCAAACUCUUGAGAGCUGUGGCAGCCGAGGGUGUUUUUAUCAAUAGUAGGGCAGGAUCCAGGGAGAAAGGAGAAUUAUGGCAGGUUGCUGCCUCUUCCCUUGUGGUAGAACGUAUGCCUGUCAUUUCACGGUCGGUGAGAGACCGCUUCAAUAUUCUGGCAAAGAAAUGGCGAAUAAAAGUUAGACAAGAGGAGAGAGAGAGUGGUGGUGGAGAUAAAGAAAUGAGUGAAGCUGAAAAGCUGGUGGAAUUAGAGAUGGAAUCUGAGAAGACAAAAGAGCAGAAUGACGAGGCCAAGAAACUGGUAGAGGGGGAGAAAAAGAAGGCAAUAGAGAUGAGGGAGAGAGCAAUGGAGAGGUUCAGACAAACCAAAAAGAGACAAGAAGAAACAGGAAAGGAUGAAGGGAAAAAGGAGAAAAAAAGAAGAAGAUCAGGAGAGGCAAUAGAGUGGUUGAGAGAAAAGGGAGAGAAUAUGCGAGAGAUGAAGGAGCAAGAACUUCAAGAAAGAAGGGAAGAACGAGAAGCCCAAAAAGCUCAAACUGAACAGUUUAUGUCUCAAAUGCAAGCUCAAAAUGAGCAAAUGAAAUUAUUUCAAUAA
Messenger RNA from Pocillopora verrucosa, 621 nucleotides. RefSeq lists its product as uncharacterized. Lineage: Eukaryota; Metazoa; Cnidaria; Anthozoa; Scleractinia; Pocilloporidae. The record is from RefSeq and is a predicted model, not a curated record.